CAGCAGACAGUUUCAACUCUCAGCAACUGAUGCAGAGACAGCUGCUGUUUCUCCCUUCCCCUCCUUUUGCUCCCCUAACUAUUCUCUUUCGUUUCACCCCUACACUGCCUCCAUUCAUCCCCUCUCUACUUUCCCCUUCCUUCCCUCUACUCUGUCAUUCUGCCCUGCACUUUUCCUCGGGCGGAUAUAAAGGCAGGUCCUGUUGGAGGGAGAGGGCUUGUGUAAUCUCUGGCUGCACAUGAGCACCAGAGAGUCAUUGCUUCAGCUGGAAAGUCAACGCAAUAGAGGACCUACAAACGCCUAGAGGACAAACUUUUGGAAUAAGGAGAGGAAGAAGGAAUACCUCUCAGACAGGAAGGGAGGAGAAGGAGGGAGACGCAGAAAGAGAUUGGAGUUGGGGUGCAGGAGCUCUACACAGACCAUGCCGGGCUCUCUGGUGCUGCUGCUCUCCCUGUUGGUGCUGUCCACAGGAAGUGAUGCCAGAAGGAUCAGGAAAAGAGGACUCAACCAUAAGGACUAUGAGUAUCUCAACCACCCCCAGUCCACACAGCACCAGAAGAAUGACCGGUGUCCACCGCCACCCCAGAUGCUGCCAGAGAGAGCAUGCGAGGUGCCGGGCUGCCGCUCAGACUCAGAGUGUGAGCGUCAUAAACGCUGCUGUUACAACGGCUGCAUCUAUGCCUGCCUGGAGUCUGUUCAGCCACCACCAGUGCUGGACUGGCUGGUGCAGCCCAAGCCCCGGUGGUUGGGGGGUAACGGCUGGCUGUUAGACGGCCCUGAAGAGGUUCUGCAGGCUGAGGCCUGCAGUACAACUGAGGACGGAGACGAGCCACUCCACUGUCCUACAGGCUACGAGUGCCACAUCAUCAACCCCGGAAAUCCUGCCGCUGGCAUCCCUAACCGGGGACAGUGUAUCAAGCAGCGUGGCAACUCUGAUGGACGUGGGCUGAGGCACAAAUACUUUAAGGACUACAAGGACUACUUAGGUACCAGCACGAACAAUGCCGUAGGCUAUGAAAAACAUCAUCACAAGCACCUGGGAUGAAAUGAACCUGACCUCAGCCUCAGCUACGACCAUAACACAACCUCAGACAUCAGCCCAGUCCUGUUCGAUCUGCGCUCAUCACACCUGAACCAGAGUCAGAUCUGACCUUUUUACUAGACCUACAGCUUCUACCUCCUCUUUGCAAAGCUCCUGUCUUCUUCUGGCCUCUCCUCAGUCGCAAAGUCCUUUUGGGAGACAAGUCUACAGUACACAGCCAAAGAAAAAAGUGUUGUUUUUUUUGUCUCUUUGUCUGAUAUCUGUGAAAGGAUGGAGCAGUGGGGGUUUAUAGUGAAGCAGAGGAAGAGAGAGCAGGGCGCACACCAAAGCUUUUUUUUUUAUCAGAUGUGUCUUUACAACCCUCUCCCUCCCCGCCAGUCUUUCUUAUUCUCACACACAAAUCACAAAAGGCUGGUCAGCAGAGAAAACCAAAACCAUGUGGCCUUGUAUCCUUCUCUCUCUUGUUCUCAGAAAGACACAGCUCACAUUUCCUGUUCUGAAAUCUGGAAAGUUUUAUAGACAAAUAGGAAAAAGUGCAGCUGUGGUGGUUGCAUCUUUGAAUCAAAUCCAAAUGUGAGUUAAUAUUCUGACUAAUAACUCUAAUUAUAAUAAUAAAUGCCAUAUGAGUGUGUGGAUUGUGUCAGUUUUGGAAAAUUUGGAACAGAUGCGGGUUAGUUUCAGCCAAGAGAUGCUGAUAUAUAACAUCACUGCUAUAAGAAGUAAGUAAAAUAAGAUAACAUAGUUGAUUUGGUGAGAAAUAGGAAUAGUCCACCUGUGAAGGAGGAAACUUUUAACAACUUUCAACACCUUUAAAUAAGCCUACAAAGGGACGAGUGUUUGAUACUGAAAAGAUAAAGAUAGAUUUCGGGAGGAGUCUCAAUUUAAACAUAAAGUCUGUAUCAGCAGAUGAUAUAUUUGGUUUCAUUAAAAACUGACUGAAAUAAACCUACUGCGAUGAUGAUUUUUAAUGAAAGAAGUCAUAUAACAAAUAUCUACCCAUGCAGUAUGAUUAUUCAAGUGUUUCAAAAUUUUAAAUUUGCUUUUCAAAUUGGAUUUUGAAGGUGUGUAUAAAUUGUAUGUGAUAAAUUUGGCUUAUCUGAUGAAAAUAUAAUCCAGUUUGUCAAUUAAACUAUCACACUGUCAUCACACAACGCGGUACAGACAUGAUAAUAGAAAGGGCUUUUGGACAGAGCAGAUGUUUAAAACUGGUCUGAAGAUCUUCUGUGUUAUUCUGAAACUUAACUUGCUUCAGUCGACUAUCCAACUUUGGUGAACUGGCCAAAAUACUUGCAUGUGUCAGCGUCUCUCAUAUCAAUUCAAAUGGUGCUCAGUUUCAUUGCUGCCUAUAAUAACAGAAGAAUAAGCUGGUCUGCAAUACAAAGACACACAAUAAGCUGAAGGUGUGAAUCAAAAAGUUGUAACCAUUAUCUGUGUGCAGAACUAAAGUGAUGUCUGAAUGUUGCUCUGACUGGUGCUGUAAU
Molecule: messenger RNA, 2523 nt
Organism: Thunnus maccoyii (southern bluefin tuna)
Lineage: Eukaryota; Metazoa; Chordata; Actinopteri; Scombriformes; Scombridae
Gene: wfdc1
Product: WAP four-disulfide core domain 1
Exons: 7
Coding region: 422-1045 (207 amino acids)
Biological process (GO): regulation of cell growth
Cellular component (GO): extracellular region
Molecular function (GO): peptidase inhibitor activity
Source: RefSeq, a predicted model, not a curated record